Molecule: messenger RNA, 3432 nt
Organism: Gekko japonicus
Lineage: Eukaryota; Metazoa; Chordata; Lepidosauria; Squamata; Gekkonidae
Gene: RASAL3
Product: RAS protein activator like 3
Exons: 19
Coding region: 103-3432 (1109 amino acids)
Biological process (GO): regulation of GTPase activity
Source: RefSeq, a predicted model, not a curated record
GACAGGAAGGGCCCUCCGAUCAGCACAGCAGGGAGCCAAGCGGAUCGGUCCCUGCCCCACAGCGGUGAGCGGCUGGUCUCCUUGGGGCCCUGUGGAAGGGAGAUGAAGAUGGAGGCCUCUGACACAUCGAGGCAGGGGACAGACGCGCCGUCCGUGCUGAGCUCCUACAGGUGGCUGAGGGUCCCCCAAGAUGGGGAGAAGGAGCCAGAGUUUGCCCCGAGCCCAGCCUCGGGGCACAGAGGCAAGCCGCAGAGGUGGAGGCGGGUGCAAAGCCAGACGGAGAGCGAGCGGGAAAGCCCCCGCGGGGCACCCUCCCCGGACAGCCGAGCUGCCUCCAAGAGGUCUGUCUUCCAGAGGGCUUUCUCUAGCCCCGCCAAGAUGCCCAAGGCCCAGGAAGGAGGCGGCAAGCUGAGUCUGCGGAAGUAUUUGCGCUCCAUGUCCCACUGGAAGAAGCAGGAAGCUGCGCCCCAACCAGACAAGGAAACGAAGGAAGCAAGCACAGGGGGGGAUUCUGCUGCCCAGCUGACACCAUCAGCUCUGGUCACCGCUCCUGAUGCUCCUCUCUGGGAUGUGGCCAAUGUGUCCCUGCUGGACCGACAGUUAGUGCUCAUGGGCAGAGAUGAGGAGAGUCUGCUCCAGAGCCGGAAAAGAACCAGCAGUUCUCUUUCAGAGACGAGUACUGUGUACCCAGUUCUGUAUGGCCAGGUGAACUACGAAGUGCCCCCUGAUGGAGCUGGUGGGAGGAGGGGCUUCCUGGACUCGCAGGUGCCCGAAAGAAGGGCCCCGCAAGAGGCUUCCUCUGGGCUGCAGCUCAGCAGUGUGAAGGGCCUGCUGCGGAGGCGCCUCAGGGACCGGAAAGAGCGGCUGCCGGCCAAGACGGACUCCUCCGCCGCUGGACUUGCUGCCAAUGGUCACAGGGAGGCCCUGCCCGGCCCGGAGCUCCUCGUGGACCUGAGCAACGAGAAGGACGUCUUGAUCCGCCCGCUUCACAGCAGCCUCCUCCUGGGGAAGAAGCACUGCUUUGAGGUGCUGAGUGCGGGAGGACGCCGCUGCUUCACUUGUGCAUCGGCCACGGAGAGGACCCGCUGGAUGGAGGACCUGCGCAGAGCUGUCCAGCCCAGUAAGGACAACUGUGAGCGGACGGAGCACAUGCUGAGCCUUUGGGUGUACGAAGCACGGGACCUGGCUCCCAGGAGGCACUGCUUCUGUGAGCUGCGCCUGGAUGGGGCCCUGUACGCCCGCACCACCACCAAGCCAACCAGCCCCGCCGGAGCUGUCUUCUGGGGCGAGCACUUUGACCUGAGGUCUCUGCCCCCAGCCGUGCAGCUGCAGGUCUGCCUGGUGCAGGAGGAAGAAGGGCAGAGACACAAGGGCGGCAGUGCCCUCGCCAGCGUGGCCCUCCCCCUCAGCGACCUCACUGCCGCACGCCAGCCCCUGGAGAAAUGGUACCCUGUGGGCAGGGGCAAGCCCAGCGUGCCCGCGCUCCGUCUCCGGGGGCACCACUGCAGCAUCCGCGUCCCGCCCAUCGUGCAAUACAAAGAGUUUGCCGAGUACCUCACCUUCCACUACCAGGAGCUGUGUGCCGCCUUGGAGCCCUCCCUCAGUGCCAGGGACAAGGAGGAGCUGGCAGGUGCCCUGGUGCGCAUAUUGCAGAGCACGGGCAAAGCCAAGGCCUUUCUCAUCGACCUGGGCAUUGCGGAACUCGAUCGUUUCGAUGAACGGGAAGCACUGAUUUUCCGCGAGAACACCCUUGCCACCAAGGCGAUCGAUGAAUACAUGAAGCUGGUGGGGGGGCCCUACCUGCUGGACACGCUGAGUGAUGUUGUAGCCGACCUGUACUCUUUGAAGAGGAGCUGCGAAGUGGACCCUGGCAAGUGUGCCCUGAGUGAGCUGGCUGACAACCGCAGCAACUUGCAACGGCUCUGCGAAGCGGUCUUCCAGAGGAUCGACGGGUCCACCCACUCUUUUCCAGUGGAGCUUAAUGAGGUGUUCACCGCCUGGCACGAGGAAUGCCAGGUGCGGGGCAAGGCCGGCAUUGGCUGGCGGCUCAUCUCGGCAUCCCUUUUUCUGCGCUUCCUGUGCCCGGCCAUCAUGUCGCCCAGCCUGUUUGGCCUCACUCAGGAAUACCCGGAUGACGCCACCUCUCGCACCCUCAUCUUGGUGGCCAAGGUGAUCCAGAACCUGGCAAAUUUCACCACGUUUGGGGAGAAAGAGGCCUACAUGAGCUUCAUGAACGGCUUCCUGGAGUGCAACUCGGACGCCAUGACAGCAUUCCUCGGCCGGGUCUCGAGUCCUGGCAGCACCAUCCCCUUUGCAGAUUACGGGGACUCCAUUGACCUGGCCCUGGAGUUGUCCAUCCUUCAUUCCCUCCUCUGUGACAUUUUCUCCCACCUGGAAGAGCGGACCCAGAAGAGACUGGAGCCUCUGCCCACCAUCCUGUGUGCCAUCCAAAAGGGGACGCCCGUGCCCGUUUCUGUCCAGCUUGGCCCCAUCGCAGAAGACAAGAGAGGGGCAGAACACCAGAAGCCAGGAUUUGUGCCACCACGGGAACUGGGGAAGCACAAUCCUCUGAUCAAGAGCCACUCCAUGAACAACAUCCAGAAGGUCCGGGGCAAGGAAGAGCCAACGGCCCCUUCUCCCCGAACCAGGACGAGCAAAGUGCAGCGCACCCAGAGCGUUCCCACCCACAGCAAGGCCGCCCGGCACAUGCGCAAGCAAGGCAGCACGGAGCAGGUGGCCAAGGGCCGGGAGGGUGGCCCCUGGCACGGAACCUCCCACCCAUGCGGUGGCAGUGGCAGCAGCAGCAGCCAGGCCUCCCGGGUAAUUACGCUGGGCUUCCCAGCCAAGCUCCCCAACCCUUCGAGCAGCAGCAGCCCGGUCGAUCCCCAGCUGCUUCCAGCUCCGCAGUUCCCGGGGCAAGGCGCAGAGGGGGCCACCUGGGCUCUCAAGGGGGCAGACUACAGCCCCACGGAGUGUCCGAAGGGGCCCCUGACGGGAUCCCUGCCCCGGAAGCCCACCGUUCCCUGGCUGCGGCACUCGGAAGAGGCGGCGGCGGCGGCCACACGAGGUGGCUUCUAUGCUGUGCAGCCACUGGAACAGUACGGGAGGCAGGUGGAAGAGAUGCGGCAGGAGCUGGCCUCAGCCAAGGAGAAGCAGCGACGCUGUGAGGAGCAAGUGGAGAGGCUGGCUGCCCAGAACCAAGGCCUCAUGGAAGAGCAGGCCCGGUCUCAGGAGCGAGGAGAGGCGCUCUGCAAGAGGCUGGAAGACGCCGAGAGCGGCUACGCACAGCUCAACAGCAGGCUGUCAGCGGUGGAGAGCAGCUGGAGGAAAGGCCGGGAGAAGCUUCAGCGCACAGAAGAGAGGGCCAGAGAUCUGCCACCCCUCUCGGGGCCCGUCUGGGUGAACAGGACUGCCAACGGGCACGAGGCCUGA